CAACCGUCCAAUUGUGUCAUGUGCAUCACAGCAGGGACCGCCUUCUGGGCAAUGUGCAUGCUGCCUGGACAGAAGCAUCGUUGGCUGUGCUAGAGUAGCGGGAGCGAUAUUGUGGACAUUUUACUCAGACAUUUUCUGUUUAUCUUAGCUUUUUUUUUUAAAAUCACAUCACAUAAUAUGAAGAAUAUGACUCUCCGAAGUCUUAAAAAAGUAAACUCCUGUGAUCCAGCUAGUGGACUUUCGAGCCAGGACGAUAUUUACUUUCCGUCCUCAAAGUCCGACAGUUUUAAAACUAUGGAUUUACCAACUAAUUCCUCGGAGGUGUAUAAUUACAAGACUUUGGCAUACUCUGGUGGAACGUUGCCAAGGAACUACAGAAAGAGUGGUGGGUUGCAGAAAUGGAAGCCCCUCACACAAACACCAGAGCCACAGAGGAAAGUCGUUGUCCUGGAGAAGAAGGAGGAGGAGACCUUUGGCUUUGAGAUCCAGACAUAUGGGCUGCACCACCAGGACGAGAACUCUGUCGAGAUGUGCACAUUUGUGUGCAAGGUUCACGACGACAGCCCCGCCCAACAAGCUGGACUCAAAGUCGGGGACACCAUCACUAGCGUGCAUGAGACCACUGUGGACGGAUUUCAACACAAGGAGAUUGUUCAGCUAAUCAGGGCCUCUGGGAACUCCAUUAGGCUGGAAACAGUGUACAGCAACUCCAUUCGAAAAGCAGAACUGGAGGCAAGGCUUCAGUAUCUGAAGCAAACCGUACAUGAGAAAUGGGAUGAAUACAGAUCUUUGAUGAUGCAAGAGCAGAGGCUGGUUCAUGGCAUAGUGAUGAGUGAUGCUGCUAUCUAUGAGUCCCUGGAGUCUGCAGGGGUGUACGGUAGUCUGGGCACCCCGAGCCCGGCCGCCAUGCGUGCCCUUCGCUGCACCGGCAGCACCAGCAGCAGCGCCAGCCACCUGAGUGCCACCACGGAGGAGGACCCGCUCUACCAGACCUGUCUGUACCAGGGGCAGGGUGACCGCCUCAACGACGCCAACGGUGACCUCACCAAAACCACCAGCAGCACAGAGAAAGACAAACAGGAACAGGAGAAGCCACCCAAGGGUAAGCAGCGAAUGAUCCGUCCCGCCAGCGAGCUCUUCACCUCAGCAAAGACCCACCUGACCCGCAGCGCCAGCACACGCAGCUACAUGAGGGGCUCCAACAACAACUCUUCGUCAGCACCAGGGGAGAAAGAGCAAUCGGGAGGGUUCAGCUCGCUACAGAGGAAACCCAAACAGAAGAGUUUGCGCCGACACCUCCUCAAGUUCAUCCCUGGACUGAACAGAGCCAUGGAGGAGGAGGAGAGCAAGCUCUGAGGACUAAACAGGCUAAACACCCAAAGAACUAGAGACUCUUUCUGACCCAAAGACUUAACAUUGCCUCUGACUCUCAAAAACGAACUACCAAAGAUUUCAAAAAAUAGUGCCAAAUCUAUCCAGUCAUACUUUUAUACUUGUUCACAUUACAUUUGGUCCAGUAGGACCAAUGGUUCUUUGAGUUCUAAAGCACACUCUAUUUUCAGGACAUACUGUACCUUGGUUACUGGUUUUAUAUUUCAUAAGUUAUUUAUUUAUUUUUGACUUGUAAGACCUAUGUACAGAAGGAAGAUUUUUUGUGUUUAUUUUGGUUUUGUCAUCAUGACAGUUGAAAACAAAUGCCUCAUAGAACAUGAUACUUUUUAUAAGAGACACAUUUGUUACUGUUUUACUGCCUUUUUGUACCAGAAAAACUGCCAAAAAUAUCUAAAAAUAAAUCAAAAAACAUUUUCA
Messenger RNA from Coregonus clupeaformis (lake whitefish), 1809 nucleotides. Its product is annotated as general receptor for phosphoinositides 1-associated scaffold protein. Gene Ontology annotation, molecular function: protein binding. The coding region runs from base 178 to 1356 and encodes 392 amino acids. The record is from RefSeq and is a predicted model, not a curated record. NCBI's taxonomy places the organism in Eukaryota, Metazoa, Chordata, Actinopteri, Salmoniformes, Salmonidae. The transcript is spliced from 8 exons.